Molecule: messenger RNA, 471 nt
Organism: Acanthosepion pharaonis
Lineage: Eukaryota; Metazoa; Mollusca; Cephalopoda; Sepiida; Sepiidae
Source: the annotation of a GenBank genome assembly
AUGGCUGCUAAGAUGGAAUCAGAGAGGCUUUGUUUUAUACAGAAUCAUCAGAAACAGCUGCGCUCAGACUCCUACGUACACUUACGCGACAGCCUUCGAAAUGAAGUCAAUCCCCGCAUUCUGCCCUCUAUCUACACUCGUGUUACAUGCAUGAAUGCACGCAGACUGUAUAAACCGUCGGAGACAGUACAAACCACCAAUUCCCAAGAGCAGCUUUCCCUUUUACCACACCUUCACAGCCUACCAACCUUACAGACGUCGGUGAAAUUUGUCUCCCAUUGUUACUACAUCGCACCAGAUAAACACUUCCUUCCACCUGCCUUCGGCGUAUUCGCAUGGCUGUUUGCGUUUUCUGUCAAACCCUCCCGUCUACUGCCACUGUCAUCUCCAUUACACCACUAUCAUCUACGCUGUGGAGGUAUCAAUAAUUGUAAGCGCCCCCCCCCCCCCCCCGGGCAAAUGCAUCGCUGA